GCCGCCGCGGAGCGGAGCGGAGGCCGCGGCCGGGCGGGAGGCUGCGGGAGGCGCCGGCGGCCGCGCCGGCCCCGGGGCCAUGGAGUCCUCGACCUUUCGACCAUCCAGCCUUCUCCAAGGUGAUGCCUCCUGUCUCCUGAGACGUUGGAAAACCUAGUUUGGAAGAAGAGUAAAGAUACAGUUGAUGCUGAACUACAGCCAAGGAUGAAGCGGCGAGCAUCAGACAGAGGAGCUGGGGAAACAUCCACUAAGGCAAAAGCUCUUUGUACAGGGAUUUCUGGAAAUAAUGCCAAGAGAGCAGGCCCUUUUAUCCUAGGUCCACGUUUAGGCAACUCCCCUGUGCCAAGUAUUGUUCAAUGUUUGGCAAGGAAGGAUGGGACAGAUGACUUUUAUCAGCUAAAGAUUCUGACCUUAGAAGAAAGGGGUGACAAAGGAAUAGAAACCCAGGAAGAACGACAGGGCAAGAUGCUGCUGCACACAGAGUAUUCUCUCCUUUCCCUUCUCCACAAUCAGGAAGGAGUGGUUCAUCAUCAUGGGCUCUUUCAGGACCGAGCUUGUGAAAUUAUAGAAGAUCUAGAAGCCAAUAGAAUGGUCAGAAAAAUGAAGAAGCGCAUUUGUCUUGUGUUAGAUUGUCUCUGUGCUCAUGAUUUCAGUGACAAAACAGCAGAUCUCAUCAAUCUGCAGCAUUAUGUCAUUAAAGAGAAGAGACUCAGUGAGCGAGAGACAGUUGUGAUAUUUUAUGAUGUGGUACGAGUGGUAGAAGCAUUACAUAAGAAAAAUAUUGUGCACAGAGACUUGAAACUCGGAAACAUGGUGCUAAACAAAAGGACUCACCGAAUUACCAUAACAAACUUCUGUCUUGGAAAGCACCUAGUGAGUGAAGAUGAUCUGCUAAAAGACCAGCGAGGGAGCCCUGCCUACAUCAGCCCGGAUGUACUUAGCGGACGGCCAUAUCGCGGGAAACCCAGUGACAUGUGGGCGUUGGGUGUGGUGCUCUUCACCAUGCUCUAUGGCCAGUUCCCCUUCUACGACAGCAUACCUCAGGAGCUUUUCCGCAAAAUCAAGGCUGCAGAGUACACCAUCCCUGAGGAUGGACGGGUCUCAGAAAACACUGUGUGCUUGAUCCGAAAACUACUGGUCUUGGAUCCACAGCAGCGUCUGACAGCUUCUGAAGUGCUGGAUUCUCUCAGCUCUAUCAUAGCAUCAUGGCAGUCUAUGUCCUCGCUAAGUGGCCCUUUGCAAGUUGUGCCAGACAUUGAUGACCAAGUGGCUAACCCUGAAAACCCCCAAGAGGUGAAGGUGACAGAAGAGUGCUCACAGUAUGAGUUUGAGAACUACAUGAGGCAGCAGCUACUCUUGGCUGAGGAAAAGAACACCUUGCAUGAGGCCAAGAGCUUCCUACAGAAGCGACAGUUUGGGAACAUCCCCUCUGUGCGACGCCUGGGCCAUGAUGCCCAGCCCAUGAACCCUUUGGAUGCAGCUAUCCUGGCCCAGAGGUACCUUCGGAAGUAGCUUCCCACACAUCUGAGAGCACAAGCACCAUCCUGCAAUCUGCCUUUCACGUCACCUACUACAGCUCAACAGCAAUACUGGUGUCCCGUGAUGGAGAAUAAUGUAGCAAUUCCUUUGAGCUCUGUUAAGGGACACACUCACACUCACUCUGGAGGGAGAAGACUUUUGAAAAAGCUAGUUUUGAAAGCAGCAAUCUCUUGGCAUCUUCUGGAAUCUUUGUUUUUAAAUCCAAGCCUAGAUGACUAAUCUGCUUUUAAUCAUGACUUUGUAAUCUACCUCUCUUGUCUUUUUAACCAUGCUGUUCUCUGGAUCGAGCAAAGCCUGUCAGAAAGGAGAAGAUUACCAAGGAUGAAGCCAGUUUGCUGGCACAAGCAUUGCGUCUGUGUGUAGUAAGGAGAGUCGGCUGAUUGCAUUCGCUCCAUAUGGUUUGAAUAAGCUUAGAUUUAUCUGGGUUUCUUGAAAGUAAGAAUUUCUUGAAACCUCCCACUUCCCUUCAUCUGCAUCAAGUCUUUUUUUCUGUUUUUAACAUACCACCUGGUUUAAAUGUGUUGUCUAACCCUCAUUGGCUUUGUGUGGGCCUCAGUGCACUGAGGCCUUCAAUAAGCAGUACACAAACAACAGCCCAGUUGCCUGGUAUGACUAAUCGCUGUUUUUGAGAACACAGCCAUGGUGUGAGACAAGAAUUGUCAUUGCAGACAAUCACUGCAAUGAUUUAGUCUUGUCCAUAGUUAUUUAAAGGUUUUGCAGAACUUGGCCCAUCUUGGCCUUUGAGCUCUCUCUCACCUUUCACUGAUUCUUUUACUUUCAUAAGAAUAUAUGAUUUAAUCUUAUUUUUUUCAGUAGCUUACCUAAGGUGCAGUUAAAAUUGCAUUAAUUGAUUUAGCAUUUUCACACUUCAUUUGUGGUACAGAUAUAAUAUAUGAGUUAUAAUGUGAAAAAGCUUCCCAGAAUAAUCUGCCUAGAAUUAGAAAGGGGCUGGCUGAAGUCUCUACUGUAUUUGUUCUCUAGCUUAUCUUGCCAUCCCAGUCUCACCGUGUAAACCUGGGGCUUCCUCUGCUGUCCCAGUGUGGUGCAUAGUGCUUAGGCUGGAGAAGAAUGUCCCAGUUUGUCACCUAAUGCCACUAGAAGAGCAUUUGACUGUGAUGAGAACAGGAAAGAUUGUUUCUGAGCCUUAUUUUGUGAACUGGAUGCCUGUCUUGCCAGAUUAACUGUUCUCACACAGAGAUCUCAUGGCUCACAGUGUCCCCCCUAUUUUCUGCUCAGCUUGGAGGUUUUUGGCUGCCUCUGGCCCCUGGUCCUAGAGGGCCGCAGCAGUGUAGGCUCCAACAUCACAUGCAGCACCAAAGCGAGUCGGGUGCUGGGAGCCAGCCAGGUUUGGCACAAGGGGAGGUGCUAGCAGGGCUGGGAGAAGCUGCCCUGGCCUUUGCCCAGUCCCAGGAACAGGUAUCGACACUGGCCCUGCUGGUGGGGUCAGCUUUGCUGCCAUUGGCGAAGCACCUCUUUCCUGAGGAGCAAUCUCCACUGUCAGCUACCUUACCUGUGCCCCUCGCUCUGCCUCUGGGCGCAGGCAGGGAGCGAGUAGCAGAUUUAUUUGUAGCUUGUUGCCUUCCCCUGCCUGAGGCUGGGGAAGCAGACUGCAUCUAGCAUAUUCAAACCUACAGUUGUCUUCUGGGGGACUCUAGUAGUGGACACACAGGGAGUGACCUGAACUUCCUUGGCAGCGUUGGGCAUUAGGUUCUGCCUCUGAACUCGCCAAAGCACAGGGACUGCUUGCAGGCGGUUAAUCUGUGAACACUAAUACAGCCUAGAACAGUUGCACCAACCCCAGCCAGUUGAGCCAGUAGCCUGAAGUCUUAGUCUUAUUUAUUUUUCAAGGCGAUAGAUCUAUCCUUGCGCACCCCUGUGCGAAACUGUCGCCCCUCCGGUGCCGCCAGCAGCAGCAGCCCCAGCCCCAGGGCAGCCCCUGGGGCCAGACCCUCACCCCGUGCCGGGGGGCUGCGGCUCCUCCGUGCCCGCUCUCCUCGCUGGGUUCUCUCCCGCUCCUCCCCAGCCUCUCUCCCUGGUUGUGCCCCCCUUGUUCUCCCCCAAAAAAGUUAAAGCAAUAUUCUGGGGAUGCCGCAAAGUUGUAUGAUACUGAGUAUUCCGGCAAACGAGCAAUCGCCAGUAAAUUCACAUUUGUAUUAAAGCAAACUGGAAAAAAAUGCGGUAGUGCAUGGGAGGGUUUGAGCUGCUUCAUCUGGUUUCUGUGGUAGAGAUGUAUGACAUGCUGUAGAAAAGGAUCCUAUUGUAAAAAAAAACAACAAAAAACGGAAAAAGUUUGUAUAAAGACAUUAUUUUUGUACUACAUCGAAACUACUCCUGCAUGUCGGCAAUAAAACUUCAUAACGAGA
Rhea pennata is the source of this 3902-nucleotide messenger RNA. RefSeq names its product serine/threonine kinase 40 (gene STK40). The coding region runs from base 205 to 1512 and encodes 435 amino acids. Gene Ontology annotation, molecular function: protein kinase activity; ATP binding. Gene Ontology annotation, biological process: protein phosphorylation. Lineage: Eukaryota; Metazoa; Chordata; Aves; Rheiformes; Rheidae. The transcript has 12 exons. The record is from RefSeq and is a predicted model, not a curated record.